GCCUUCAGGAGCGUGUAGUCUCAGACAGGUCCAUAGGGACUGCUCUCCUCAAGCAAGAGCCUGAAAGUUGAAACCCCAAGAGAGAGGAAGGCCAAGGAGAGGACAUUCUGCUUUCGGGAUCGCCGGACGACCCAGACAAGCUCGAUCCCAGAUCGUACCACUCCCUCACUUCCUCGUUGUCUGCUUUGCCUCGCCCCAAAGCCCACUCAGCUCCAUCCCUCCCCACUUCGCCCUGCCUCAAACCCUAACCUUGCCCCGAAGUCCACUUGGGGAUUCUCGGACUUACGUCCUUAUUAGUAACGCCAGGCGCUGACUCCGAGAUUCCGAAAGCCCAGCGCGGCGCCGCGCCCGCAAGCCCGCACCUUUGCGCCCCGCGCAGCGCACCUAGGCACACCCCAGAGCUGCGGCCAGGAGCGAGCCUCAGGCCUCCCCAGAGGCAGAAGCAAAGGCUAGGGGACCCAACACUGCCGAGCCAGCUCUUCCCUCCUCUCUCCUAGCCGGGCUGUGGCGGAAGGAGGGAGGAAGAUAAGGAGGCAGCAGCAGCAGGCAGGAGCUGGGCGGAGUGUCCCUGGGCCCCCUCCUCCCAGGGAUGGGCGGGGGGCGCUAUUCCCCAGCCGCUCCCUCGAGGCAACAGCAUCACUUUGCUGGGAGUCUUCCCAGCUAGGGAGCCGGGCCGGCGGCGGCGGCGGCAGCGGCGGCGGGAGAGAGCGAGCAGAGGGGUGGAAGGAAAAAAGGUGGGUGGGAGGAAGAGAGAGAGGGAGGAAGGAAGAAAAGGAGAGAGGAAGGGCAGGAGAGAAAUAGAGGGAAGCAGCAGCCUCUUCCCUCGGAUUGCCUGUCCCACUUUCCUCCUCCCCAGCCGAGUUUGUUCCCGUUGGUCAGAAGCCGGGAGCCAGGAUUUGGGCACAGGGCUGGACUGCUUGAGCCUAAGCCCGAACCCGAGCAGGAGCUGGAGCUGAGGAGAGCUGGGCUCGCCUGCGCUCGCUCGGAUCGGUUGCACCGGCUGGGCUGGGCUGGGCUGGGCUGGGCGGGCUGUGUUGGGUUGGGCUGGGCUGGGCUGAGCUGCGCUGCGCUGCACUAGGCUGGUGGACCCUCCCGGCUGCCCGGAGAGGAGUGAGCCGGACGGGGGCAGCGGCUAGCGCCGCUUGGGCUCUGGAAAGAGGGGACACGGUCGCAGAGGACAGCUUCUUGAGUCCCCCUGGGCUGGAGGCGCCGGCUGCUCUGGGACUUCACCGCCUGCUGCUGCCGCUGCCGUUGCCGCCGCCGCCUGUGCUGCUGCUACUCGCUACCACGGCUCGAUCAGGUGGUGCCAGGAUGAAUUUGCAUCCAGGACCAUGAGGGAGGAGGGUACGACCAGCUCAGGAGAGACUUUCUCCAAGUGAGAUUAGACGCCUUCCAGACUGACUCGAGUGUGAGAAUUAUGAGGCUGGUAUUAAUGUUCGCCUGCAUCGUGCUGUUUGGGACAGCAGGACUUGUGGUCUUCAUGCACUUGCAAGAUCCAGCGGAAAUCAUCCCUCAGCAGACACCAGGAGUAAAGUAUGCUCAGCGCCACCGAAAUGACUGUCCACCAGGCAGCAACCAGGAUGGGAGAGUGAUGGUGCAUAAAGCAGGAGCCUUGGCAAAGGUCACUCCCCAUGGCUCCCCAGGCCCAGGCCACCGGGACCAGGAGCAGCAACUGAACGGCCUGGUGGUUCUGGUGAGAGACCAGGCUAAGCCUGGACUGGAGGGUGGCCGAGUGCAGCUCCGGCAGCGCCGGAGGAGGCUACUCAUCAAGAAGACACCGAUCGUCAUUGCCCUGAACAGCUCCACCGUCACCCUAGCUCAGUUAGACCCCCGGGAUGCGGGAGCCCCUGAGAGUCACUGGCACCGCCUCUACCAGGUACAGCAUGAGAGGAAGAAGAUCAUGCGGGACACAUGCGCCAAAUACAAGAGCAAUAGUCGCAGAGUCAUCACGCCCUACCACGUGUCCCGAAUCUUUGUGGAGGAUAAGUACCGUGUCCUGUACUGUGAAGUGCCGAAGGCUGGCUGCUCCAACUGGAAACGGGUCCUCAUGGUCCUCAGCGGACUGGCCUCCUCCACCAGGGACAUCCAGCACAAUACCGUACACUAUGGCAACACCCUGAAGAGACUGGAUGGCUUUGACCGCCAUGGCAUCUCUCACCGCCUCAACACCUACACCAAGAUGCUGUUCAUCCGGGAGCCCUUCGAGAGGCUGGUCUCUGCUUUCCGGGACAAAUUUGAGCAUCCCAAUAGUUACUAUCACCCGGUUUUUGGUAAGGCCAUUCUUGCCCGAUAUCGUGUGAAUGCCACGCGGGAGGCGCUAAGGACGGGCUCAGGUGUGAGGUUCUCUGAGUUCAUCCAGUACCUGCUGGAUGUGCACCGGCCUGUGGGCAUGGACAUUCACUGGGACCAUGUAAAUAGACUGUGCAGCCCUUGUCUCAUCGACUACGAUUUUGUGGGCAAGUUUGAGAGCAUGGAGGAAGAUGCCAACUUCUUCCUGCGCCUCCUUGGCGCUCCCCGGAACCUGACCUUCCCCAGGUUCAAAGACAGGCACUCCAAUGAGGAGCGGACGACCACAAGGAUUGCCCACCGCUACUUUGCCCAGCUGUCCCCCCUGCAGAGACAGCGUGCCUAUGACUUUUACUACAUGGAUUACUUAAUGUUCAAUUACUCCAAGCCCUUUGAUGACCUGUAUUGACAGCUAGGGGGGGAGGGCAAAGGGUCUUGGUUGGGCCAGCUUCAGGGGUAAGGCCUGGGUCUGAUUCAAGGCCCAGUCUGGAAGGACAGUGUUUCAUCACUCUGGGAGCUGGCAUUCCCAGAAAACCUGCCCUUUCCCAGAAGGACAUGGUCAUCAAGACCAUGCCCAAGCAGCAAGACUAUGGGGGCUCUGGCUCCCCUUAAGAAAUCAGUGCCAUGGCUAUGGUAUUGGCAGCAGGAGAGGUUUGUGAGUUCCAUUUCAGGGAGCCAGGCAGGCAGGGUGGGGAGCUCGGCUCUUGUAUUUAUGUAAGGCCUUCUCCAUUCAAAGGCUAAAAAGAAAGCCCUCUGAAUAUAUUUGGGGGUUGGGGUAGUAAUUGUAAAGGCUCAGCAACUUGGGUCUCAACCAGGUAGGUACAUGGAGAGCCAAGAAGCCAUGGGUAGAGAGGCCUGAGGCCAGAGAAAUUGGAGGCUGAGUCUCUGUGGUGGGGAGGGACAUUCCUCUUUCCUUUGGCUCUGCGGGCAGAGAUCCCUGUGGAAUUGGGUUCCCAAUAAAGCACAUGUUUUCUAAGCGGUGGUUUUCAUCCAGCCUUUCCCUCCACCCCAGAUAGUCAUUCUACGUCAGGCUUCUCAGUGGGGCCUAUCCCAAACUCAACCUCACCCCCACCCCCCACCCAUUAUCAUCUGUAUGAUCCUCAGGCACUGUGUCAGGCUGAGGGAUCUUGUACUCGGCAUUGGGUCCCCUCUUAAUUUAACCUGUGGCACAUGCAUACAGGGGAAUGCAAUUACCAUCCCAAGUCACCAUCCCAGUCCAUGAAGCUCCUUUUCAUCCUCUGCAGACACCUGGACUUGGGUCCCUGGAUUCCUGUGCAGUCCCCUAAAUGCCACACCAUUUUUUCAGACAAGGAUAUUUGGUCCAGCUGAAUGGGUGGAGGUUUACAGGUCUGA
Dromiciops gliroides (monito del monte) is the source of this 3639-nucleotide messenger RNA. RefSeq names its product carbohydrate sulfotransferase 8 (gene CHST8). The record is from RefSeq and is a predicted model, not a curated record. Gene Ontology annotation, cellular component: membrane. Gene Ontology annotation, biological process: carbohydrate biosynthetic process; proteoglycan biosynthetic process. The transcript is spliced from 4 exons. Gene Ontology annotation, molecular function: sulfotransferase activity. The coding region runs from base 1418 to 2695 and encodes 425 amino acids. NCBI's taxonomy places the organism in Eukaryota, Metazoa, Chordata, Mammalia, Microbiotheria, Microbiotheriidae.